AACUGUCACAAAUAGCACAACAGUGAAAAGAUUAGGUUCCGUAAGUCAUCACAAACAGACUGACAUUUAGCAAAAAGAUAACCUUAAUCUUAAACAUCCAUGUCCCCUAGUCUAGUCUUGGAUAUAAUAAUCGGGGACAGUGCCAUAAACGGUCAUCUAGCAACAGCGUGCACACACUCAGCGAUGACUUUUAAGGCGAUUGUACUUCGCUACUCGACCUUCGCUUCUCCCAUCAGCUGACAGUGGUUCUACUUCCUCUGUCAUUAUCUUCACCGGUUCAUAUACAAGAGGCAGCAGCCAUGGGAGAGAAGAGAGAGGUGCCAAAGCCCCUGAAGAAGCUACUGAACUGGGAUGCUGUCAUGACAGAGAAAUUUGUCAAAUAUGUUGACAUGAAAUAUGGGCCAUUAAGUAAACACAAGACAACACUUAAGGGGCUGGAGUACUCUUGUCAUGGAAUACCAUGGUUGAUUGGAACAACUACUUUCAUCUUUCUCCUUCAGGAUGCAUCUAUUCGACAGUUACUUGUCAAUCUAUUUAUUGCAUUGAUCAUGGACAUUGUGGUGGUGGCAGUGGUGAAGGCAAUUGCACGAAGGAGGCGGCCAGUUGCCAACAAGGACAAUGAAAUGUUUAUCACAGUGUCAAUAGACAAGUUCUCCUUUCCAUCGGGGCACUGUACUCGGGCUGUCAUGCUCAGCAUUCUCUUCCCUCUGCAGUAUGACCUCUUCUUCCCGCUGACGGUGGCGUUGAUAGCGUGGGGCAGUGCAGUGUGUGUGUCUCGUGUCCUGCUCCACCGCCACCACAUCCUUGAUGUUAUUGGGGGAAUAGGUAUUGGCUUUGUCCAGGCCAUUCUAAUCUCCUGCAUGUGGCUCUCACAGGAGUCUGCUGCUACUGUGGUUAAUUUCUUCCUUGAUGAGACUCAGGUCGGUGCCAGCUAUGAUGUGUGAAGGAAAGAGAAAGAUAGGGAGGAGAGUGGAUGUGAGAGUUAAGUGUUCCUAUAUUCAGGGUUGUUUUGUGUGUGUGUGUGUGUGUGUGUGUGUGUGUGUAUGUGUAUGUAUAUUUCAUUAAUAUUACAGUGUGAUUGUACAUUUUUGCAUAUUUAACAAUCUUUCAAAACCUUGCUUCACACAACACACAUACACACAUACACACACACACACACACACACACACACACACACA
Portunus trituberculatus (swimming crab) is the source of this 1178-nucleotide messenger RNA. RefSeq names its product phospholipid phosphatase 6-like. NCBI's taxonomy places the organism in Eukaryota, Metazoa, Arthropoda, Malacostraca, Decapoda, Portunidae. The record is from RefSeq and is a predicted model, not a curated record. The coding region runs from base 300 to 944 and encodes 214 amino acids. The transcript is spliced from 5 exons. Gene Ontology annotation, molecular function: sphingosine-1-phosphate phosphatase activity.